This is a messenger RNA of Paramecium tetraurelia, 3360 nucleotides long. RefSeq lists its product as uncharacterized. NCBI's taxonomy places the organism in Eukaryota, Ciliophora, Oligohymenophorea, Peniculida, Parameciidae. Gene Ontology annotation, biological process: negative regulation of canonical Wnt signaling pathway. The transcript is spliced from 4 exons. Gene Ontology annotation, cellular component: cytoskeleton; non-motile cilium. The record is from RefSeq and is a predicted model, not a curated record.
AUGAUGUUACAUGAUUAAAUCUCAAAUGUAGGCAUUUGGUUAGAAUAAUUAAAAAAUGGAGGAGAGUUCUAUAGUAGAAAUAAAAUAAACAACAAAGAAUUACGUCUUCAAUAUAUUGUAAUUGAUAAAUUGGAAAACCUUUCAUUUCCUCCUGAAAUCGAUGCCUAUGAAACCUAGCUUAAGUUAAGAAUGUCAGCUACAAUAUAUGAUACAAAAACAGAAUAAUUUAUAUCCAAUACCUAUAAAAGUCCUUAUCUAACAAUAUUUUUGACUGAUCUUGUUAAUAUGGCAGAUAAUCCAGAUGAAGGAGAGUUAAAUGAAAAUGAAAUCCCCUAAAAAAAAUAAACAAGAAAUUAACCAAAAUUGAGAAGUGGAUAGGCAAUCACAAGAUAUCAACAUGCUGCUGUUUGGGUGGCCUUCAUCAUGAACAAAGCUCAAUAUCUAAAGGAGUACAAAUUAGCUGUUGAGUUUACGCUUUCAUAAUAUAGCAAUAAGACCAAAUUGACAACUACAUUCAAGACACUUGGUUAUGCUAUAAUAGAUUUAUCUGCAAAGAUAACAUUUGCAGAUUUAUAUGCUGGGAGUGUAAGAGAUCUGACCAAUAGUUUUUACAUCAGAGAAUAAAAGCAAAUCAAGCCUAUUCAAGUUAGUUAUAAAUGGAAGAACUUUAAACAUGUCCCAACACCAUUAAUGAAAUUGAUAGGUCCCUUUUUAUUGUUUGGUUAUGAUGAUACAGUUGUUGGUUUGAGAGGAACUAAAUUACCACCAAUAGUUAAUGAUUUAAAAUAUUUGGAAUUAGAUGAAGCCUUAAAUUUAUCAUUUCCAAAGUGUAAAAUUUAUAUCCAUUAGAUUGUUGAUUUGGAAAUAUUAAAUUAUAUCAAACAAAAGUAAUAAGAAAUCUAAUAGGUUAAUGAGAAAGACUCUGAUACUAUUAAAAUCACUAAAGCCAAAACUAAAUUAAUACCAUUUUGUCAUAAUGGUUGGAGAGAUGUUAACGAAUUCGGAUUUGAAAAUAUUUACAUCUUAAGUGAAAUUGAAAGGAAUGAAAAAUUUAUUGUAUACACCACCGAAAAGCCGAUUAGAGCUGAUAGAAUUUAUAAAGAUUCAGCUGUCAUCUUUCAAUUAGUUUAUCAAUAUGAUGUUGAAGUUGUAGAAAUUUAACAAGAUCCAAUUGAGGUUAAUGUUGGGUGGUUUGCUUUGACUCCUAAUGAUUGCACUAAGGCUAAUGAAAAAUUAAAAUUAUAAAUACAUGGAGAUAGAAAAUCAUUUAAUUCAAAAAAGUGGUAUGCAAAAUUGACUCCAAAAUCCCCAGGAGAAGCAAUUAUUACAUAUGAUUUUGUCUAUUUUGAAUAAAAGUAAGAGAAGAAAGGUAAUUAAUAAAAUAAAUAAAAAAAACAACUUUAAAAGUUAAUUGAUCCAAGCACCUUAAAAGGGCGUUUAAUUGAAUUAUCAAUAAAGAAGAAAAAUGAAAUUAAAACUGGACUUGCUAGAGAAGAAAACAUAAUGAGACAAAAUAAAUUAAUUGCCGAUCUUUUUACAAUUAAAUAAAAUACAACAAAUCUUAUUACAGGUAUGAUCAAUCAAAAUUCCUAUGUCUAAUCAAACACUUAAGUUUUAUUACAUGAAUUUUAAGGAUUAUUGGAAGUUGGUAUCAAGAAUUUUGAAUUGGCCAAAGAAAAAUAUUAAUUGGAAGAAUAAAGACUAUUAAAUUUUAGAAAAAGAAAAGAAAAAUUAGACUUGUUGUAAAAUUUUUUAACGGAAGACUUAAAACAUAAAUUUGAUAAGUGGUAGUAUGAAUAACCUCAUCAUCCAAAUCUAGAAAUAUGCUAUAGAACCACUCUAUUGGAUUUUUAUCUAUAAGUUGGAUUUGGUCACCGAGAUUUGCCUGCUAGUAGAUAGGUUUAAAUAACUUUGGAAGAAUCAAAAACAUAGUUAAAUUUGAAGAUUACUCUCCUUCUAACCUCUUAUAAAUUUGUUUUAAAAAUCAAUUCUCCUAUUAAAGAAGAUUUUGUGCUACAACCUAUUUAUUUAUUUGAUAAUUACUGUCCAACAUCGUUAUUAUUUAGAAUUCAUAUAUUAGGAUAAGAAGAUGAAAUUAAAAGUCACAAAGCAAAAAACCAAAAAGAAUUUGAAAGAUGGAUGUCAGAUAGAAUGUAUAUGCAUCUAGAAUUUAAGAAAGUUAUAAAAGAUUAAAAUCUUGCUAAUAAAAUUGCCAUAAUUGAGAUUUGGAAUGAAAGUUCAAUUACAAUAUUAGGAAGAUGUUUUGUACCAUUAUUCUAAGAUUCAAUUAUGUUUCAAGAAUCCUCAAUUGUUUGUUCUCAUUAUAAAGAGUGCGAUGUUAUAUCUUAUGACGGAAAUCAAAUCAUAGGACAACUUGAUAUUGGUGUUUUAGUCUAAUAUACAGAUGAUGAAAUUAAAACAGACAUCAGCUUUUAAGAAAAACCCAAAGAAAUCUUAGUUGUUGACAAGCCUUAACAAGAUACUCAAAGAACUGAAAAUGAACCCAAAUCUAAACCAAUUCCUCAGCCAUAGGAAUAUCAUGAUAUCAUUAGAAUUUAUUAUUCUGGUGAUGAGGAAACUAAAGUCGUAGUAAAUAAUCCAAUAAUGCUUAAUCCACAUUUUUUAAAAUAUAUUAAAACCUUAAAAAUAGUUGGGGAUUCAGCAGUUAAAUUAGAUUACUACAAUGAUUAUGAAAUCCAUUUUAAAUGCAGUAUUUAUGAUGUAGCAGAAACCUUUUUAGUAUUAUUCGACUACGACAGGGAAAAUAUACUUUAAGUCUAUCGAUUUGUAAUUUAUAAAUGCUAAUCAAUUACAUAUAAUGAUUUUGUUGGAAGACUCUGCAAUUUAAAUAUACCGUAUGAAACAAAUUUAGCAGAAAAAAUUGAAGUAGUACCUGCGAAUCCUUUUCUUAUCAGACCAAAAUUAGAUGAUAUGCCAGUUAUUAAAGAUUCUUUAUUUUACAUUCCUGUAUAAUGUUUAGCAAUAGAAUCAUAUUUUUUAACAACCAGAUUUACAAUAUAAUAAGGUGAUAGUAUGGAAACUCGAUUAAUACAUUUUAAACCUAAAGACAACAAAGUUUCUCAACUCUUCAAUCUUGAUUGCCCAAGAAACUAAGAAAAAUAAGAGUAAGUACUUUAUUAAAAUCGAUCAGAUAAGGCAAUCUUCUUAUAAAUUACUUCAUCCAAUUCAGCUCUUUAAUUGAUAACUCAGACUUUGAAAUUAGAACCGUAUUAGUCAGCUCCUAUUUAAUUUAUUUUAAAAAGGUAUGGCUACACAAAAAAAUAAUAAAUAAAGCUUUAUCUAACAAAUUUAGAAUGCGAUUAUAAAGAUUGUUUGAUGUUCAAAAUCAAUUAUUAUUGA